CAUGGGAGGCCUGCUCCGACUGCUUCCGGGGGCAGCCGGGAUGUUUACCGGGGAGGCGGUUGCUAUGGCAACUGGCGCUUCCGGCCGCGGCGGCCCGCCUCAAAACCCCCGGCUACCAAAGAGGACGGCAAAGUUACGGGGACUUGGCUGAACCUCCCUGAGGGCGCUGCUAUGCGAAGCCACAGCAAGCCCAGUGGGCUAAGGUAUGAAAUUCAUGCAAACCUUGUGUUUGUAUCAUGUUUCAAAGUAACUUUAUUUGAUCAGUUAAGUUUAUUCAUAUAAACAAACUAUCCAUCAAAAAUAAUCUUUUUUUUAAAGAUGAAGUUUCCUUUUGUUUGCUUGUGUUCAGGGAAAAUUUUUUUUUAGUAAUUCAGUUCUUGUGGUGGUAUUUUUUUUUUCUUUUAUUACUAGGAUUUUUGGCUUGAGAUUUUUUUGGGGUGAAGGGUAUUUCCCUUUUUGCUUCUAUGCAGGUUACACUUUGCAUAGGAAUAUUAAUCUUUUAGUUGGAGGUCAAGGACAGCUGGCAGAGUUUUCAAGUCAUCUCAAGAAUAGUAAAAAAGUCAGGGCUAUAUAUAAAGUGCUGAGCAAUAAGCGACAUAUAAUUACGUGAUCACCUCACCUAAAUUUGCCUGUAAAGGAAACAAUGGUAUGUGAAGAAUUUGAAACCGAAUUCAAAUUUCAUUAGUCUGUUUAAAGAUUGACGGCUGUUCCCCAUUCCCCCCAAGCUCUUCAAAUUUAUUGUCAGUGUUAUCUAUGCCUAGCUAGGUGAGUGAAAACAACCCAGUUCCCCAGGUAUGGAGAGAAUCCUGCCAGCUGAUGGCUUACAGUCUGUUGUUCUUGCCUGCUCAUGAAGUCAUUGAAGGUAAGAUCAUCGGAUGGGUGUUUGCUGAGUUGGGUAUAGUGUAAAGCCCAGUCCUGCUUAGUCUCCUGACAUGAUGUGCCAAGGUAAUCGAGUUAGUCAUGUAAAGGAGGGGGUUCUAGCGAUGGAAAGUCAAGAUAGCAAACACUAUGACAUCUUCUCUUUCUGCAGCCCUAAGGUGAGGCAUGUCCCAGGGAAUGAAUUUCCUAGCUCCUGCACUUGGAACUCCUUGGUGGUCACUCUUGGAAAGGGCAGUGUCAACUGGUAAUCAGACUUCCUGUUGGACCAGAUGCUGGGUAAGUGCCCACCUGUCACAUAACAGGUAGCAUGUACUGGAUGGCAUUAACAGAGAAGAAUGAUGGGCUUCUAACAUCUCUGAGUUGGUUCCUUCAAUUAUGAGUAACAUGCUGAAUCCGGAUGCUAUUUUUUCAAACAAUGAAAUGAGCCUGUCAGACAUUGAAAUUUAUGGUUUUGAUUAUGACUACACGUUGGUCUUUUAUUCUAAACAUCUGCACACGCUGAUCUUCAAUGCUGCUCGAGACCUUCUUAUUAAUGAGCAUCGGUAUCCUGCAGAAAUAAGGAAAUAUGAUUAUGAUCCCAAUUUUGCAAUCAGAGGACUUCAUUAUGAUGUACACCGGGCAUUGUUAAUGAAGAUUGAUGCUUUUCAUUAUAUUCAGCUGGGAACAGUUUACAGAGGCCUCAGCGUUGUCCCGGAUGAAGAAGUCAUUGCAAUGUAUGAUGGUUCACAUGUCCCUUUAGAACAAAUGAGUGACUUUUACGGAAAGAGCUCACAAGGAAACACAAUGAAGCAAUUCAUGGAUAUAUUUUCCUUGCCAGAAAUGACACUCCUUUCUUGUGUGAAUGAAUAUUUUCUGAAAAACAACAUAGACUAUGAGCCUGUUCAUCUGUACAAAGAUGUCAAGGAUUCAAUCAGAGAUGUCCACAUCAAAGGAAUAAUGUACAGAGCAAUUGAAGCAGAUAUUGAGAAAUACAUCUGCUAUGCUGAACAAACUCGCGCGGUGUUAGCAAAGCUGGCUGAUCAUGGCAAGAAGAUGUUUCUCAUCACAAACAGUCCCAGCAGUUUUGUGGACAAAGGCAUGAAGUUCAUAGUCGGCAAGGACUGGAGGGACCUCUUUGAUGUGGUCAUUGUACAGGCUGAUAAGCCAAACUUUUUCAACGAUAAGCGAAGACCGUUUCGGAAGGUAAAUGAAAGGGGAGUGUUGCUUUGGGACAAAAUUCACAAGCUGCAGAAAGGUCAGAUUUACAAACAGGGUAACUUGUAUGAAUUUCUGAAGCUUACUGGCUGGAGGGGCUCUAAGGUUCUCUACUUUGGUGAUCACAUUUACAGUGACUUGGCAGAUUUGACCCUGAAGCAUGGCUGGCGCACUGGUGCAAUUAUUCCAGAGUUGCGAUCAGAGAUUAAAAUCAUGAACACAGAGAAGUACAUUCAAACCAUGACCUGGCUGCAAACCUUGACAGGAUUACUGGAACACAUGCAGGUUCACCGUGAUCCUGAUUCGCAAAUGAUUUUAGAAGAAUGGAAGAAGGAAAGAAAGGAAAUGAGGGAGAUGAACAGGAAUUUCUUCAACGCGCAGUUUGGAAGCUUAUUCAGAACUGAUGAGAAUCCAACUUAUUUCCUAAGACGUCUCUCUAGAUUUGCGGAUAUCUACAUGGCAUCAUUGAGCUGUCUCUUGAACUAUGAGCCUGAUUACACGUUUUAUCCGAGAAGGACUCCUUUGCAGCACGAACUUCCUGGCUGGUCGGACCAGCUGUGCACUGGUACAUUCAGAAUACCUUUCCUACAAGAUACAGUUCAGAUCAAAUAAACACUUGGCGCCUUCUCUCUAAAAUGGGCAAAUACAUAUAUCUUUUUUUUUUCUUUUUUUGAAUGUACAUGUAUUUUAUUUAAGUCACUUAAAUCUGUUAUCUUGAUUUAGAUGUAGUUCAUACUUGUUCUCAGAAGUGUUGUACCUAUUCUCUCCUCUCCUGCUCGGAGAUGUUUAAACUCCUCUUACACAUAGAAGAGAUAAUGGACUGCCAAAAUAGUAGUGGACUAGGAGGGGAUGGCAAAUUUGAGGGGAAAGACUGGCGGUGUUCUGAGCUGGUUGGUUUUAGUUGUUCAUUGGAAAUUUUGAUCUGAGGCCUUGUGGAUUAUAGAGAAAUACUUAUACUCUGUUCCGGCCCUGAUCAGAACUCCAGCUGGAGCCUGUAAUGGAUCUGAGCACCGAAAAGCUUAAACCCAGUAUUAGUAAUUCAGUGAUAUGCAGUAACUGGGUUACCGUGAGAUUGAGAGGGACGGUGUAUGCAUUUUAGCUUCCCUUGCUGCUGUAGCUAGAGCCUUACCUGCUGUGGCGUUGGUGUGGCUCUGCUGCAUUGCAGUGAUUACGGCACCGGCGCGGGCUCAGGCUGAUGGGCUUUUUCUCCUCUCUGUGCAGUUUCUGUUCUUGUAAUGUCUGUGCUUGGCUGUAGGUGGAUCUGAGCCUAAAACUGAAAGUGGCGGUAACUCGGGCUGCUUCAGCUUCCUUUUCUUAACUUUUAGGCACCUUUUCUUUUUAAGUUUCAAAACACUUUAAAUAUCCACUCUCUGGUAAUAAAGCCAUUUCAAGAGGUCUUGCAUUUUGCAUUUCAAAGCGGAGACAGAUCUCUGUCAGGUUUUAGAUUGAUCCUAAAUGCUGCUUUUAAAAAAUGUUACCAGUGUCUUACAGUGGUUUGUAAUGUGGUUUUGCCGUUCCCUGGGAGAGAAUGUAUUUCAUAUGGCCUUCACUAAUGGACUCUUACAGUCAAAAGUAAACACGCACAAUAGGCAAAUGAGUUGAAAGAACUAUUAAGAAAUGAGAAAAUGAAACCCAGAGUUUUAUGAUGACAUUUUUUUAGCUCAAGCCCUCAAAGCUGAAUUGGGGGUGGUGAACAGUUUGCAUCAAGCAAAAUAAUUCUGGCAGUGCAAAUUAGAAGUUUUAUUGAAUUACUGAAACUGCAGAUAAUGCAUGAACAUAAACUCUGGGUAGCAUAUAUAUGUUCCAAAGAUUUGAGCUGAAAAAUGUCUCUUUUGCACAAGGAAAACAUCUGUUGAUGUGUUUCCUCAAACAGGCACUUUAUAGAACUGUUACAUAGUUGUUUUUAAAUAAGGAUGCUUUCCUUUCUCUACAUCCAAAGGAAAUGGUUUUUUUAACUGGUGCUUCCCACCCCAGCCAUUUUAGAAGGCAUCAUAUGAUUAAUGUUUUUCAAAUUUUAGUUAUUGAAGGCUCUGUUUUUAAAAGCACAUAAUUUAGAAAAUAUAUAGCAUUUGAUAUUCUUCACUUUGUUUUGGGAUAUCACUUGCUUCCUACCACGAUUGUCAGAUAAAUAAACUUUUGGUGACCAAAAGUUUUCUUUUUUUUUUUUUUAAAAAAACAAACUAUCUGUAUUAUGUGCAAGUACCUAUAUUGAAUUUCAUAUGCAGUGUCUUUCAUAUUUUUAAAAGCAUGUUUGCAAAGUAAAGAAUGUAUUCUAAUCUAGCCUGCACAAUUUCAUCAGCAGUUUUCCUGUAUGCUUGAAAUCAGUCUGAAGUCCUCAGAGGUGGUUACAGAUUUUAUGUUCCUGGUUUUCUUGUGCUGCUGUUUCAAACUUGACCUGCAACACUCCUGAAGUGAGUGUUUGUGUGUGUAUUUAAACAGAUGAACGUGCUUGAAGUAAGUUUGUCUGACGGUCCUGCCGUUUUGCUGGAAGAAAAAGAUAAAAGUUUUGCAGGAAGUUAGUUUGGCUUUAUCAGGAGACUUGGUGGUGGGGCUGUGUGAGAAAUAUUUAGCAUAACUUGAUAAUGAAGUGUGGGGAUGGAAAUAUCCCCAAUUUGUCUUCAGUUCUAUAUUCUAAGGCUCAGCUAGAACUGAACUGGGUGUUACAUGUGUUGUAGCACCUCUCAUGCUCCAGAAACUUCAAUGCACUGUUUAAAAGAAGCCCCCAAACCACUGCACAUUCUCCAUCUUACUACCAGCAAUUAAUAGUAUUUUGUUAAUUCAGUUCUGCAUUGUUGAAUUUGAUAAUGUUUUGUUGGCUAUAGCUCUGUGAUGUUUCUUCUUUUAAAGCUGGCUAGGAGUCAGUUUGUUUUGACUAAUUUUCCUGUGUUAAGCAGGAACAGUUUAAUUGGGUUGGAUGGUGUUACCCACGUAAUACACAUUUUGUUUCAAGAUGAUUUCCUCCUCCCCCUUCCCUUCUCUUCACUUACAAGUAAAACUUCUGUACAAAGCUAUGUUACACAAGCCAGCCGAAGUGAAAUCUUGUUUAUAUUGCAUGACUUCUUGAAAUAAACAACACUGCAUGAAAAAAAAAUCAUUAUGGCAGGGUUAUGUUCCUUUAAAACAACCCAACUAUAAAUAAUAUGAAUUUAAGUGAGAAUUUUAAAGUGUGUUAUUUAUUUUUCAGUGCUAGAAUACUCUUCUUUAACUUUUAAAAAUGUCUUGCAUUUUUGUAAUGACUUCAGAGAACGUGAGUUGUACGCCUCUGCUCUCUGCAUUCUUAUUUUAACCUUGUUGUGUUACUGACUGCAAAGAGAUUUUUGAGCAUGUUUAAAGGGCAGUGUCUCUUUAUAUUCAUUUUGGGAGUAUUGUUCAUUUGAACACCAAAGAAAGAAGAAACUUCCUGUUCUGUCAAAAACUCUGAAGAGAAUUGUCUGUCAAUAAAAGAAGAGUUUAAUGAACUGUGGAAACUUUUUUUUGUGAUAAAAGUAUUUAAUGAUUAUUACAAAAAUAAAUGCUUGGACUUUA
Molecule: messenger RNA, 5598 nt
Organism: Chroicocephalus ridibundus (black-headed gull)
Lineage: Eukaryota; Metazoa; Chordata; Aves; Charadriiformes; Laridae
Gene: NT5DC3
Product: 5'-nucleotidase domain containing 3
Exons: 16
Coding region: 1255-2685 (476 amino acids)
Molecular function (GO): 5'-nucleotidase activity
Source: RefSeq, a predicted model, not a curated record